Molecule: messenger RNA, 432 nt
Organism: Peromyscus eremicus (cactus mouse)
Lineage: Eukaryota; Metazoa; Chordata; Mammalia; Rodentia; Cricetidae
Product: histone H2A type 2-A
Exons: 1
Coding region: 18-410 (130 amino acids)
Cellular component (GO): nucleosome
Molecular function (GO): structural constituent of chromatin; protein heterodimerization activity; DNA binding
Source: RefSeq, a predicted model, not a curated record
UACUGUAGAUUAAAGUCAUGUCUGGUCGGGGUAAGCAAGGAGGCAAGGCCCGCGCCAAGGCCAAGUCGCGCUCGUCCCGCGCCGGCCUGCAGUUCCCGGUGGGGCGCGUGCACCGGCUGCUGCGCAAGGGCAACUACGCGGAGCGCGUGGGCGCCGGCGCGCCCGUGUACAUGGCGGCCGUGCUGGAGUACCUGACGGCCGAGAUCCUGGAGCUGGCGGGCAACGCGGCCCGCGACAACAAGAAGACGCGCAUCAUCCCGCGCCACCUGCAGCUGGCCAUCCGCAACGACGAGGAGCUCAACAAGCUGCUGGGCAAAGUGACGAUCGCGCAGGGCGGCGUCCUGCCCAACAUCCAGGCCGUGCUGCUGCCCAAGAAGACCGAGAGCCACCAUAAGGCGAAGGGCAAGUGAAACUGACGUCAGUCCAAAACGG